UUCAUUUUAGAUGUCAAAAAGUAUUUGUGGCUCCCAGUGUUUUCUUUUGCGUGGAAACGGGAUCCAAAUGGCUCUUUGGGUGUAAAAGGUUGCAGACCCCUGGUCGUCAAAUAUUAGGAAGAUUUGGGAGUUUAAAUAGUUUCCUUCAGAUCUUGUAUAAUUAGGCAUCAAACUUAGCACUGGUUUAAAAGACAUGAAGAAAGAAAACCUGCCACCUAUUCAGAAAACUGUGAGCACAUUACAAAGUUGGGCCAAUUUACAUCAUAAGAAUACUGCAGCUAGAGUAGUGGUAAGACUGCACACCUUUGGAGUGGGAGUUGCUAGUUCAAUUCCCACCCGGUAUCCAGUCCUGGCUAGAUCCCCAAUGCUAAAAAACCAAGCCCUGCAAUAGCGCGGCUACGUCUGCAGCUCAGCCACUACAUGUUAUACUGUAUAUGUGACAAAUAAAAUUUGAGUUUAUUUAUUUAAUGAUAUUUCCACAGGUUAAUUUUAUUACAUAUUUGUUGCCUUUGAGGUUCCUUACUCUGCUAUUUAAAAGGUACAGUAAGGCCGUGAAUACCUUUCUAUGGACAAGAGAAAGACCUUAUUUGAACAGAACAAUAUUAAAAGGUUAUUAGAGAGGAUGGGGGUCUUGGCUUGCCAAGAGUCAGUUGGUACCACUAUGCCUUUUAUGUUAAUCAGUUAUCCAAAAGUUAUAUAGUAGAAAGUCAGACUCCAGGAUGGGGUUAAAAAAGAACUUGUCGAAGCUCUCCUUAUACCGGCUUUUAUCUCAGAAGCAGGGGAAGAAAUAAUGUCUAAGUACAAAUUCCCCGAAAUAAUUUUUUUUUAGAAAUAUCUUUGAUUAAGAAGCUGCAUAAUGUCAGGAUGGAGAAAAGGCCUGCCAAUAUCUCACACAAUGGUACAGGAACUAUUUCAGAGUAAUUGGAAUGCUAAAGUCAGGACAUCUAGGUUUUAUAGUACAAUGAGACAACAUCAUCUGCAAAAAUUUGCAGGUCUCAAGAGAGCUCGGGAAGUGAACCUACAAGGGGUGAUAGCUAUGGAGACAUGGAGAGAAAUUGUUGGUGUAAGACAGUCCAGACAACAUAAAUGACAUAUAGUAUCAUUCAUAAGAGGUAUUGGACUCCCCGUAACAUAGCAAAAUUAAAACUGAGGGAAUCAGAUAUGUGCUGGGGUGUGACAAGAGUAGAGACACACUAAUACACAUGCUAUACGAAUGCCAAAAGAAAUUGAAUCUAUGGAAAAAAUAAUUACAUUAAUAAUUACAUAAUGCCUACUACAUGGAUAAAAACUGGUAUUCUGAAGAGCAUCAAGAGAAACUUGCACAUAUAGAUUUGUAAAUGGUUAUUAUAACAAUUAUUGUGCAUUGUGACAAACAUUUAUUGGAUAUCUGGGAUAGAAAUAUGAAAUAGCACUAAAACUGUUGUUUGUAGAACUCAUUUUAAGGAUCUUAUUACUAAGGGUGGCUGCAUUAUAAACUUUAAAAUCUAGAUCUUUGAGUUGUAUUUUACCAUGUUAUGUCCUUCAAUGUACAUAUUAAACAAAUAUGUAGGACUGCUUUCUUCCAUUUGCACAAUAUCUCUAAAAAUAAAAAACAUCCUGCUACAGAGUGAUGCUGAAAAACAUGCAUUUAUUACUUCUAGGCUUGACUACUGUAAUUUAUUAUUAUCCUAAAACGUCCUAAAAAACUCCCAAAAUGCCUGAUGAUCCAAAAUGCUGCAGCAAGAGCAUUAAAGGCAUAUAAAAGCUUUAAAAAUAAUUAAAUAAUUCUGUUUUCUGAAGACAACUAGUAUGCUUAGAAAUGAUCUGUUGAAAUUCCCAGACUCCAUUAAAAAAGCAGUUGGGAAUAUUCUGACAAAAACAUGCAAUGGGGGUGGGGGGGUGUAAUUAUUAUUUUUUUCUCAUCUUCAUCAGCCUGCCAUAUACUUGUGUUGCUUUACUUCCUAUAAAGCUGAUUGUCUACCAAUCACACCGUUUGUUGCUUGUUCACCAUAUCCUCAACUUCACAUUUGCUCAACUAGUCUACAUGUGGUUAUGGGACUUGGAGAAAGUAUUCAGCUGCAUCCCUUUGUCGUGUAGGGGUGCUUUCAGAGUGUGGGGUAGUGGGCCUCUUGUUGCAGGCUACUAAAAUGGAUGAGGAAGAACCUUCAAUUACACACUAAGUUGACAAGAUGUGUGCACAUGGAAGAGGAUCAUGGAAUCUACUGGAAAUAAUGAAUAACACCUCAGGCAGUGUUUUAGCAUUUUAUCUCCUCAUGUAAUGACGAAAGAAAUUAAUAGGAUGAAGCCUCAGUACUGGCUCUGAAUCCUUUGCACCUCAUAUCAAUGUUGGAUGGAACAAUCAAAAGUAGUAACUUCUUCAAGGACACGAAGAAGACAAAUAGAAGUUCAAACAAGAAUAUAAUAUAAAACAAUUUUCUGGGUUUCUAUUUUUCUUAGUGCUACAGCCUAACCCCACUGAGAUGCACUGGCUCUACAUGAUAUCAGCUGUUCUGACAGUUCCACUGUUAAUAUUACAGCUGCAUAAAACAACCAAAACGAUUAACAAAUAUUUGCCUAUGAUGUCAUACUGAUAGAUACAUGAGUUUAAUGCGUUUCAGCUGUGCUCAGUCUAAAAAAGCUGUGCAGCCUUGUUUCCUGUCUCACAGCAAAGCCUAGUCAAAGCAUCCAGCACUCACUGGCGAAUUCAAACACAUUGAGUCAGUAGUUGGGCAGCUGCCACUCAGGAUAUAAUGCUACUGUUCAUAACAGAUGAAGCCAAUUUAAAUUCAGGAAGUUGUUUUUAAUGAUUACAUUAUUUUACUACAUUUCUUUGUCAUCUCCAUAUUUGUUACCUUUCCUUAAGAUAAAUGUAGUGUUAAAAGCAAAAAUGUAAAAUAAUAAUAGCAAUAAUAUUGCUGUUGUACCAUAAUGCCUCUUAGGAUCUUUGCUGUCCUUCUCAAACAGGACUCCAACUCCACAAUGAGAAAUGUUACAGCUGAAGAUGCAAUUAUGAUACAAAGCCACUGAGAAUGUCCCUGUAAAGGUCUGGAAAUAAACAAAAAGCACAAUCAAAAGCUUCUAGAGUUUCACCAAAUUAAAUAAAAACCAUCUCAAUCAGAUGUCUACGAGGGAAAGAUAAAAGUAUGUCUUACAGCUUAAGUUUGUGAGCAUGUUGUGCAAUUAAAAAAAAUUCUCUGAGUCACUGACUAUUUGUUGAAAGUUUCUCACGUGUUAUGCAACCAGUAAUUACUAUGACAACAUAACAAACUGUAUCCAGACGCUUCCACCUCUCCUCCAGGCAAAUUGUUUGAAUGGACAGUCACUGCUUAGUUUCACAGAUAUCCCCCCAUUUAAAGACAGAAGGACAGAAUACACUAUUUGUGAAGGAGCUCUUCAAGGAGUUUUUUUUUUUUUUUUUUUUGAAGACUUUUGCAGUGGUUUACCGUCAUUUCACAACAAGAAGGUUUGGGGAUCAAAUUAAUCAGCUGGCUGGACCCUCUGUGUUCUCCCUGUGCCUGCGAGGGCUUCUGCCCACAGUCCAAAGACAUGCAUGUUAAGUUAGAUGGUUAUUUGUGAAUGAUCUCCCAGUCUUCCCCACAGAUGGAAUUCCACAAUCACUGAAGAACAGUGGAAAAAGGGAAGACAGCGGGGCUUACUGAGGAUAAGGAAUUAAAGGGUUUUUCGAUCCUGUCUCGUGUCCCCAUGAUGUUUUUGCUGCAAAGGGGAGGGGAAGGAGGAGUCGCUAUGCCUCACAGCUUAAUUACUCCAAGCAACACUGUGUCUCAUAUGUAAUGGAAGGAAGACGAAGUAGGAAGAGAAACAAAUUUUGUCUGCAGAGCAGGCACAAACUUUGAGUUUGAGACUCAUCCCUUCACUGCAACACAUGAAAUUAGAAAGGAAGGCUUUGUUGCCGCUGUAUAGAUCAUCACAUCACUACAACUGGACCACUGUCUUUGUGAACUUUAAAUCUGAUUCUGACAGAAGGUAAGAAAUGAUAUCAAGAACUUCUACUGACUAACAGAGGAAACGUGAAUGACUUCUGAGGACCUGGAGUCAAAUCUUAAACCAAAGCAAGAGAGAAAAGACAUAAACAAGUGGAAGUAAGUGAGGAAAUUCUCUUAAUUUUCAUUUCAUAUGCAACACACACUGAAUAAGUGGCUCAACCUUAUUUUACACUUAACCCACAGUUUACCUUCCCUUCUGCCUUUUUACUAAUUAUAUCUAUGUUAAUGUUAUUUCCUGCUUUAUUUAAAAGUAAUGCAUUACUUCAACUCUAAUACAUCUAUAGAAAAUAGAGAUGUUACACAGCUCAUGACAUUACUUUGCAUUACUCUAUAAUGUUGUCAGAAAUGCUUUGUCACAUAACUGCUAGUUCACAUUCUAUAUACUCCUGAGAACCGAGGACAAAAAUCUUUCAGUUUAACUGUUUUUGUGAUUUGUGCAUCCAAUAGAGAGGACAUAAAUGAAUAUGCUGGGUCUCAGGCGCAUAUGAUCACAUGUGGAAAAAUCUUUAUUCUAAUAUGGACACUAAACUUUACCACACCUUUGUCUUCUUGUUCAAUUAAUUGAAAGUAAUGUAAAUAUGCAUUAUACUGCAAUAUUUAAUAAAGAUUUGCUUCGCAGAAAGUGCGUGCAAUCAUUUCACAUUGUGGUUCAGGGAGCCUGCAAGUCAUUCAGCUUUUACACUAAAGGAUCAUCUUGAACCUCAAACAGUUAUCUCAGACUUUCAAACUAUCAACAGCCUUUAAAAAUGUUUGUGUUAAAAAUUCUAAGAAGCUCUCCAAGAGCCAAGGCAGUUCAAUCUCUGGGCAGUGUUUUACUUUAAAGGUAAUAGUAUUAAAUUAUUUAUUAUUAUUUCUUCUUUUUAAUACAAUUUGAGACGUUUAAGAUGUUCCAGUAAAUACAAGUUCAAAAUUCAGACUUUCAUUAUUUGUCCUGUUUAAACCAACUUUAAUACACUUGACAUCAUUUUGAGUACUUUCUUUCAUUUUUUAUGUGAAUAAAGUACAGGUCCAGUAUUAAUUUCAUUGUUCAGUAAAAUCUGUUUAGUCAUAAAUUACAAGUGAAAAAGUUUUUUGGUCAUGAGUGCCUUAAACACUACUGAUAAUAUGUGACAAGCUGUGCAAGCUAUAGGCUGCAGCUUACUGCACUGGUUGGCUAGCUCCCCAAGGUUUUGAAUGUCUUUAACUAUCCUGAUAAUGUCUAUUUCUGACGUCGAUAAGGGUAUAAUGUUUAUGACGGCUGACUUUAAUUACACAAGGAUUAUGUAUUAGAAGAUAAUGAAUAACAAGUAUUGACUUGCAAAUAACUGUAAACAAAUAACUUUAGCUUAUAAUAUAUAGUACAGUAUAAUUAACUAAUUUAUAUUAAACUAACUGGGCAGCACAUUUUCUUUCUCCUGACAAUACUUGCUUUAAAGAUAUAACAUAUUUUGAGGUCAAAAAGAAAGGCACGUGUGAAAUACAAAGCUCAAAUGUAAAGCUUCAUUGGGAUGCAAACUGUAAUGUGAUAUUUAAAAUCCCCUUUUAACAAAUUUAUUUCUAAACACAUUUAUUACAGCCGAAUGAUUCUGAUGUCUACUACACUUAAGUGUGUUUAAUGUGUGGUUGCAUACAUGUCAGCUGACACCAUUUGUGGAUUUGCAUGACAGACACGGAUAAGUGUCUGCUUCUGUAUACAUCAGCUUCUCAGUCACAAUAACUUACAAUUUACGACUACUUGUUUUAUAAGUUGUGUGUUUAGUGCAGACUACAUUGGUGCAAAUCAGGUUAGGUGUUUUUCAUGAUUAAAAGACUCAUAGGUCAGUGUUAGGUGGCCUAAAAACCACAAUAAAACAAAACAAAAUAACCAUAUCUCUUAAAAUGGUCAGGUACAAGUACUGGAUUGAAUGAGAGGAAGCUGCCUCUCAAAACUUAGAUUCCAAAAAAAGAGUUUUUAUAUUAUGAUUGUAGCCAGACAGAGAGCAAAAACUAUAAGGCAACAUGCCAGAAAUAAAUUUAUGACCACUCACAUGUUGAACUUACUUGAGGUCAUCUUGGCCAAGUAAUGGUACUUAUGGCCUCUGUUGUAUGGGGAAAAAACAGCUCACUAACUGUGUCUGAACUGACCUGGCUGAGGCAGGACUUUAAAAAAAAGAAAAAUGAAAAAGAAAGAUGAUGUAGUAACUACCAUAUCCUAAAGCCCAAGAUAACAUGGCCUUGUGUAACUGUCAGGGGAGGCUCUGCGUUUCAUGUUGUGUUAUUGAACAUUCCAAAGCUAUGACAGUAUUUUUCAUCGCAAAAGGCAAGAGAAACAAAAAGAUACAAUAUUCCAUUAUAUGAGGUUGGAGCCUAGACUGGAUACAGGGAACAUCUUUAACUAAACUACUAAAGUGUAACUUUAACAUUUACUUUAACUAAAAUACUAAUGUAAAUGUAAAUGUUUUCACUAUUUCAUAAUAAGGCAAUAAGGCAACUUUGAGCCAGACAUACUAUUUAGUGAAUAUCUUUUGUUCAUACCCUAGACCAUGAAAUAUGUACAUGCAAAUACAGCAGGCAGUGACUGAAGCUGGUUGUUGUUCUGGCAAACUUACCAACCAAAUACUGAUGGGUUGGUUAUAAACCUGCUCUCUCCUCUCUGAUUUUACCCUAGCGUAAACUAGCUGCAGAAGACUUGCUGUGUAAUUUAGUAGAUAUUAGUUGAUUUGCAAGUUACUGGCCGUAAUUAAAGCACUACCUUUGUUUUAUUUUGAAAAUUCUUGAAAGAGCAGUUGUAAAACACCAAACUGAUCAUCUUCAGAGAAAAAGUUUAUUUGAAGAUUUUAAGUCAGGUUUCAGAACCCAUCACAGUACAGAAAUGGUGGUAGUGAAGGCUACAAAUGAUCUUCUUUUGGCCUCUGACAGUGGACUCAUCUCUGUGCUCAUCCCUGCUAGACUAUAAUGCUGACUAUAUUUUAUUACAUGGAUUAGAGCAUGCUGUAGGUAUUAAAAGUAUUGCGCUGUAAUGGGUUGAACCAUAUGUAUCUAACAGACUUCAGUGUGGUUAUGUAAAUGGGAAGUCUUCUUCACACAUAAAGGUUAACUAUGGAGUUCCACAGGGUUCUGUGCUAGGGUCAGUUGUGUUUAUAUUACAUACACUUCCCCUAAGCACUACAAAUAGAAGGCAUAAUAUACAUUUUCACUACUAUGCAGAUGACUUCCAGAUUUUUCUAUCCAUGAAGCCAAAUAAAAUACACAAAUUUUUUAAACUGCAGGAAUGUCUUAACGACAUAACGACCUGGAUGACCUCUAAUUUUAUGCUUCUAAAUUCAGAUAAAACUCAGGUUGUUGAACUCAGCCCAAAAGAUCUUAGAAAUAUGGUAUCUAACUCUGGAUGGCAUUACCUUGCUUAAAUUAUAGGCAGCCACUUUCUGGGACAGAGCUGUGAAAAAACAUUCACUGCCUGUAUGAGCUUCUGAGCACACAGAGGUGGUGAUAAAGUAAUUGCCUAAAAAUUUCUUCGACGAGUAACACCAGGUCAAUGAAUGAUGCAAGAAAACAGACCUUUGCUGAGCAUCUCUGCUUCAUCUCUUUUAGAAACUGUCGUGGUCUGGGAGCAGCUGAACUGUGCUAUGAUUCUCCCUGUGGUGGUAAUGGUGGGUCUCCUGUUGCUCUCUGGACCAGAGUCAGGUCUCCAAGAAGACACGCUAGAAAUUGACAACAGCAAUGACAUCCUAGAGAGAGAGUUUAUCUACGUACCAAAACGUCAAAAAAGGGCUGUUGCUGACUACAGUGCCUUCCAAACAGAUAAAUGUUCUUAUACCUUCAUUGUCCCUCAGCAGAAAAACAACGGGGCAAUAUGUGUGAACUCCAAGGAGCCAGAGACCUUGCUGCAAAACCGUAUUAAUAAGCAGGAACUGGAGCUGCUCAACAGUGAGUUGCAAAAGCAGCGAAAGGAGAUUGAGGCACUCCAACUGCUAAUAGAGCUUGAUGGGGGUGUGAUCAAUGAAGUCAAGCUAUUGCGUAAAGAGAGCCGCAACAUGAACUCCAGAGUUACACAGCUCUACAUGCAGCUGCUGCAUGAGAUUAUCCACAAACGAGACAAUGCUCUGGAGGUGUCACAGCUGGAGACCCGUGUGCUCAACCACACAAAUGAGAUGGGGAGGCUAGCUGGGCGGUACCGAGACCUGGAUCAUAAGUACCAGCAUCUUUCAGCCCUCGCAAGCAGCCAGAGUGUUCUCCUGGAGCAGCUGGAAGAGCAGUGUAAGCAGGGAGGAUACUUUUACAGUAAGGUUCAAGAGCCCAGCCGUCGUCUCCAGCCACAACCUCCUGCAAUCUCCCAGCCUCCUUUACAAACACCUGAAUUGUCUCCUGGUGGCUACAGACCUUUCCAUCCACCCACUUACACUCGUUACACCAACUACCCCAUGAAUAAUGAGAUCCAAAGUGACCAGAAAGCCAGAGCACUGCCACAUCCACUGCCCACAAUGCCAGGUGGACCAUACAGCUUCACAAAUGAGCCCUCAGGACCUUUCAGAGAUUGUCUGGAGGCUCUGGAGAGUGGAUAUACCACCAGUGGAAUGUACCUCUUAAAACCAGACAAAAGCAAUCAACUUAUGCAGGUCUGGUGUGACCAGAGACAAGACCCUGGUGGCUGGACCGUUAUUCAGAGACGUCAGGAUGGCUCUGUCAACUUUUUUAGGAACUGGGACACUUACAAGCAAGGUUUUGGAAACAUUGAUGGUGAAUACUGGUUGGGCCUAGACAACAUCUUUUGGCUGACAAACCAGGGCACCUACAAGCUUUUAGUGACGCUGGAAGACUGGACUGGUCGGAAGACCUUUGCAGAAUAUGCUAGCUUUCGUGUAGAGUCAGAAGCAGAUUUCUACAGGCUACGACUGGGCCAAUACCACGGCAAUGCUGGAGACUCUUUAACCUGGCACAAUGGAAAGCACUUUACCACGCUGGAUAGGGACCAUGACGUCUACGCAGGGAAUUGUGCCCACUAUCAGAAGGGAGGAUGGUGGUAUAAUGCCUGUGCUCAUUCCAAUCUGAACGGUGUGUGGUACAAAGGUGGGCAUUACCGCAGCCGCUAUCAGGAUGGGGUCUACUGGGCUGAGUUCAGAGGAGGAGCUUAUUCUCUAAAAAAAGUGACCAUGAUGAUAAGACAAAAUGGAAAUACCUUCCAAUAAUUGCUCAGUAUGUUGAAACUUAUAUUUAACAAGAUGUUUCCACCAAAGGGAUUCUGUAUCACAAGACCAGGCACCAUUGGUUGAAUUUCAAAGCUUCUUUUGGUUGUUAUACAUUCACAAUGCCAAGACGUGGCAGAACUUUUUCAUUUCAUUUGUUCUACAUGUAAUGCUUUUAUUCAUGUUCUUGCGCUCAUAAAGUUAUACUGCACACAAAUAAAAAGCAUACAACCUUG
Oreochromis niloticus (Nile tilapia) is the source of this 9360-nucleotide messenger RNA. RefSeq names its product angiopoietin-related protein 2. Gene Ontology annotation, biological process: blood coagulation. Bases 7481 to 9127 code for a protein of 548 amino acids. The record is from RefSeq and is a predicted model, not a curated record. NCBI's taxonomy places the organism in Eukaryota, Metazoa, Chordata, Actinopteri, Cichliformes, Cichlidae. The transcript has 4 exons.